AUGCUUUUCAAUUUAGUCUCCUUGCGAUUAAGGAGUGUGAAAAAUAUCCAGAAGAUUACAAAAUCCAUGAAAAUGGUAUCAGCUGCCAAGUUUGGUAAAGCAGAGAGGGAAUUACGUCCCGCAAGAAUUUAUGGAGCUGGUGCUUCAGGUAUGUAAAUUUAACUGAAUUCACUUCCACUCACAAUCUUGUUCUUGAAAAUGAGAACAGAGGAUAGAGAAACAGUGUGAAUUUUUGUACAUGAACAUGUUAACAAAUGCUUUUGUUGAUCUGAUCACGGCUUACAUGUUUUUCCUCAGCUUUGUAUGAUAAAGUUGAAAUCAAACCAAGUGAUGUGGACAAGACAACACCCAAAAACCUCAUAGUUGUGAUGUCAUCUGAUCGUGGAUUGUGUGGUGGGAUCCAUUCUAACUUGGUGAAGGCUGUUAAGGCUGCUUUGGGAGAAAAGCAGGUUGAUGACAGUACAAAAAUUGUGGCAUGUGGAGAGAAAGCAAGGCAGUUGUUUCUACGAACACAUGGUAAGUGGAUAGAAUUUCAAGGAAUUUAUUGAUUAAUCCAGAGCAGGAAACAGUGUAUAAGCUGUACCUUUUUUUCUGAAAAUUUCCACAACAAAUCAGGGCUGUGAUUUAUCUCUGAGAGCAUCUGGUGAACAUGCCACAAACUUGCUUAACCCUUUCACUCCCACAAGUGACCAAGACAGAAUUUCUCCUUACAAUAUCAAUACAAUAUCAAGCAGGCAGGUGAUGAGAAUAGAGAAGAAUAUCAAUCAUGGGAUUAUUAGUUGAUCCAAUACCAAAUUCUCUGAACUAACAUCACAAGAAUUGUAUGGCAGAUAGUAAGGAGAAUUACUAAUCAGAUCUUGGGAGUGUAAGGGUUAAAUUAGCACUAUCUGUGGCAAUUUUCAUAAGUGAAGUCUUUAUAGCAAACUAAAAAGAGGUAAUUAACCCUUUAACUCCUGUGAGUGACCAAGACAGACUUUCUCCUUUCUAUAUCUAUACACUAUAAUGCAGACAAGUCAUGAGAAUAAGGAAAAAUAUCAAUUGAUCUGAUACCAAAUUCUCCAAACUAAUAUUGUACCUUAUAUAUUAAGGACUGGGGAAGUUGUUUCUUAUUGGUUUUGUUCAUAAUAAACCGCCUCCUAAAGAUUUCUUUUUAGCUUUUUUUUAAAUAUAUUUAUUAUUGUUUGUUAGGUGACUACUUGCUGAUGAGCUUUUCAGAGAUUGGUAAAAGGCCUCCUCAGUUCUGUGAAGCCACCUUCAUUGCCCAGGAAAUCCUUGAUAGUGGAUUCCAGUAUGAUAUGGGGGAGAUGUAUUAUAACUGGUUUAAGUAAGUUGUACAUAUUCAGGAUUGUUGUGUGGUGCCAAAAAAAUUUACUGUAUGAAAAUGUGGUAAUCAUCAGCUGGAUUUUUCAGCUGGUGAUCCCUUCACAAAAACAUGCAAAGCACCUUCUGUGAGGCACCAUCUUUGAGCAGCCUUACUUUGAAUUUCAGCUGGUAGCCUAAUCUCUUACCUUUAGCCCUGCAUGUAUAUUCUUAAUGGUACAAGACAAAUAUGAGAAAUUUUUCAGUUCAGUAUUUGUGAGUGAAAGACAAACAAAGUGAGUUUUUUUUCAUCAGGUCAGUGGUUUCAUACAAGACUCAGACAAAACCACUUCACUCGUUUGAUACUUUGAAUUCUGUCUCAGGAGGUAAGGAGAAUUACAUGAAUUUGUUUAAUCAUAAUCAAGUAUAAGCAUUUAUUUCAAUUGUGUGAGUGAUUAUAAUGCAAACAAUCAUGCAUUCUGAUUGAUCAAAGUGUGACUUACCUUAACACUAUACCUCCUGUGGGUGACCAAGACAGAAUUUCUCCUUACAAUAUCCAUACAGUAUCAAGCAGAUAAGUGAUCAGAAUAAGAAAAAUAUCAACAAGGGCACUGCUAGUUGAUCCAAUACCAAAUUCUCUAAACUAACAUCGUUAGAACUGUAUGGCAGACAGUGUGCAGAAUUUGUGAUGAUAUCUUGGGAAUGAAAGGUGAAUACAAGAGACCAAAGCAAGCAGAUUAUGAGACUGUGGCCAUAAUUUCUUUUAUCUCUUUAUUUUUUGAGAUAGCAUGGGCUAAAAGUGAAGAACAUGCUUUGCUCUAUAAUCUGUCGACUGAAAUUUUCCCUACUUCCAACAACUGGCUUUGUCAUUCAAUCAGCAUUAGCACCCAACCAAUAUAUGGCAGGCACAAGUGUGACCCUUAUCCAAGCCCAAAAUUUUCUUAAGCUUCUUUUGGUGCAGUUUUUUCAAUAGAAAUGUGCACUGUAGCUGUGAGGAAAAUUGUGGUAGUUAUUUGUUUAUCAUGUGAAGAAUUUUCUCAAACAACUGUCAUUUUUCUCAGUUUUACAUUUUGGUAGCUUUACUUGUAUCUCUGGGGCAAGUAACUCUUUGACCCGUAGGAGUGACUAGUGUCUAAUUUCUCCUUCCAUUUUUACCCCUGAAUCACUUGAGGUCAGGAGAACAAAGGAAAUGAUCACUAGCUAAAGAAGCUCUUGAUUGUUUAACAAUUUCUCCUUAACAGCACCUUAAAAAAUGUAUGGAGAACAGUAAGAAGAAUAUGGCUACUGAUGUUAGGGUGCAAAGGGUUAAAAUCUAACUUUUCUUGUGGAUUUUGGAUUCUUAGACACUCUGAGUACCUAUGAUGACUUGGAUUCUGACGCGAUAAAGAACUACUCUGAGUUCUCUUUGGCUAGUCUUUUGUUUUAUGGCAUGAAGGAGGGAGCCUGCAGUGAGCAGAGCUCUCGCAUGACUGCAAUGGAUAGUGCUAGUAAAAAUGCGGGUGAGUAAAUUUUCAACACUCAAUUGUAAAUUGCUCUAAAGUGCUGGAUAACGUGUUAUCAAUCAGAUGUGGCUUUUUCCAAAUGAUUUGUAAUCCUAGCCAUCCAAGAUACUGGAUGGUAAAAUUGCAACCGAGUGACGGUUUUUUUUAAAAAUUCCCCACAUCUCUUGAAGCGUUAGCUAUACAGGGCUUAUUCAGUGAUCAUUUUAUCUUCCAAUAUUCAUAACUGUUGUUCAUGUGAUUUGUUCAGAGAAUGAGUAUUUCAGCCCCAAAAGAUCUACAAAAGAAUUUCACCCUCAUCAAAGUUUACUAACUGUCUCGAUCUCUCUUAAAGGUGAAAUGAUUGACAAGUUGACUUUGACAUACAAUCGAACUCGCCAAGCUGUGAUUACAAGAGAAUUGAUUGAGAUCAUCUCAGGAGCUGCUGCAUUAGAUUGAACUGAGAACAAUUAAGUAAUGUUUGUAACUGUUGAAAUAAAGAAGCACUUGGAGGUGUGUUUUCAUCCUUGACAAAAUUUGUUCUUGAAUUGUACUCACGAUAAUGCGUAUCGAGUCAUCUCCUGAAGGGAAAUUUUGUGAGACUCGCCACCUAUUGUGUUUUUGCUUGAAAAUGCGUACUUUUUUUAGAAUUGUUUUUGCCUUUCAUCCAC
Messenger RNA from Pocillopora meandrina, 3448 nucleotides. The record is from the annotation of a GenBank genome assembly. Lineage: Eukaryota; Metazoa; Cnidaria; Anthozoa; Scleractinia; Pocilloporidae.